CCUCCGGUUUUGCAGGCAGAUGCUACUCAGUGGCAAAGCUAGAGUUAAAACUCAGCAGCAUCGGAUUCCACACCACGUGUUGUUUUGGCGCUUUACCGCAUUUCGCUGACACCCAAACAAACGUGUCGCGAUGAUGGCUCGUGUAUCUUGAAUCGGUUGAUGUUUUUAAAUCUUCGGUUUUAUAUAUUUGAACGGCACGAGCUCAGACGCUGUUGAAUAAUGAAGUACAUACUGGUGACAGGCGGUGUGAUAUCUGGCAUUGGUAAAGGGAUAAUAGCCAGCAGUGUGGGUACUAUACUCAAAUCAUGUGGCCUGCAUGUCACUGCUAUCAAAAUCGACCCCUACAUCAACAUCGAUGCAGGCACUUUCUCUCCCUAUGAACAUGGUGAAGUGUUUGUGCUGGAUGAUGGCGGCGAGGUGGACUUGGAUUUAGGGAACUAUGAACGUUUUCUGGAUAUCCGGCUAACCAGGGACAACAAUUUGACAACGGGGAAGAUCUAUCAGUCAGUUAUAAAUAAGGAGAGGAGAGGGGAUUACUUGGGCAAAACUGUACAAGUGGUACCACACAUUACCGAUGCUAUACAGGAAUGGGUCAUGCGGCAGGCUAAGGUCUCCGUGGAUGAUGACGGUAUUGAACCAGAAGUCUGUGUCAUUGAGCUUGGAGGUACGGUCGGAGAUAUUGAGAGUAUGCCUUUCAUUGAAGCUUUUAGACAGUUUCAAUUUAAAGUGAAACGGGAGAAUUUUUGUAACAUCCAUGUCAGUCUUGUUCCUCAGCCCAAUUCAACAGGAGAACAGAAGACCAAACCCACACAGAACAGUGUUCGGGAGCUUCGUGGACUUGGCCUGUCACCUGAUCUCAUUGUUUGUCGUUGCUCCACUCCAUUGGACACUGCCGUGAAAGAGAAAAUCUCCAUGUUUUGCCAUGUAGAACCUGAACAGGUGAUCUGCAUACAUGACGUGUCCUCCAUCUACAGAGUACCUUUGCUCCUGGAGGAUCAGGGCAUAGUUGACUACUUCUGUCGCAGGCUGGACUUGCCCAUUGAGAUGAGACCUCGCAAAAUGCUCACAAAAUGGAAGGAGAUGUCAGACCGGUUUGCCUAUGCAUCUCAAAAAUUUUAUUCUUCCCAGAAAUUCCAUUUUGGUACAGCUGUUUUGAGCAGUCUGUCCCUGUUUCAUAGAUCUGACCGACUCCUAGAGCAAACCUCCAUCGCUUUAGUAGGCAAAUACACCAAGCUUUCAGAUUCGUAUGCCUCUGUUAUUAAAGCACUGGAGCACUCUGCCCUCGCCAUCAACUAUAAGCUAGAGGUCAAGUACAUCGAUUCGGCAGACCUGGAGCCAGCAGCGUUGCAGGAGGAGCCGGUGAAGUACCAUGAGGCCUGGCAGAAGCUCUGCAGUGCUGAUGGUGUUCUUGUUCCUGGAGGCUUUGGUGUGCGAGGCACUGAGGGAAAAAUCCAAGCUAUUAACUGGGCAAGGAGACAGAAAAAGCCAUUUUUAGGUGUUUGUUUGGGCAUGCAGCUAGCAGUGUGUGAAUUUGCUCGUAAUGUACUUGGCUGGGAAGAUGCCAAUUCUACAGAAUUUGACCCUGAAACAAAACAUCCAGUGGUGAUUGAAAUGCCCGAGCACAAUCCAGGGCAGCUGGGAGGAACCAUGCGGUUGGGAAAAAGGCGCACCUUAUUCAAAAGCACCUCCAGCUUUCUUCGAAAGCUGUACGGAGAUGCUGAAUAUGUGGAUGAAAGGCAUCGACAUCGCUUUGAGGUUAAUCCAGAAUUGAAGCAGCACUUUGAGGAUAGAGGUUUUCGUUUUGUGGGUCAGGACCUGGAGGGGGAGCGAAUGGAGAUCAUUGAACUUGAAGAUCACCCUUAUUUUGUCGGAGUGCAGUACCACCCAGAAUUCACUUCUCGCCCCAUCAAACCCUCACCUCCUUAUUUUGGCCUUCUACUGGCAGCAUCUGGGAAACUACAGAACUACUUACAAAAAGGAUGCCGGCUCUCACCUCGGGACACAUACAGUGACCGAAGUGGCAGUAGUUCACCAGACUCAGAGAUAUCUGAAAUCAAAUUCCCAUCACUUUCCUAAAGUGGACAUACACAUCUAAUCAUGAAAACAAAAACUUUCAUGACAUGAAUUUAACGUUUGAAUAAAUGAAUAAAAAAGGUAGUGUGUCCUUUUUAAGCAUACUGUUCUGUCAACAGUGAUAUAUUUAAAUGAAAUAUGGGGCAAGACCAGAAGAAGCAUUACAGUUUUAAAAGUAUGUUCAUAAAAUUUAAACAAAAUGUAUGUCAACAUGAGAUUAGUGUGAUAAUAUCGCUUACUGAUCUUUUAUGUGCAAACGUUUCUCAGCUCCUGGUUUGACUGUACAUCCUUUCACUUUCACAUGUCAGAAAGAGACUGUCUACACAGAGAAAACUAGAUAAUAUUCUCAUCCCUUAAACGUAUCUAGAAAGCAUUUAGAAGUUUACAGCUAAAAAAAGAAAAAAAAACACCUUUUGACUUCCAUUGUAAACACAUUACUGUAAAUGCAAAUGAUGUUUGUUUUUUCAAACUGAGAGAAGAAUUAAAACUAUUGUCCCCAUAUAACGUAACAUAUUAAACAAAAAACAUUCCUUUAUUACAAAUUUUGUAAUACAAUAAACUAAUUUGGAAGAGA
Messenger RNA from Onychostoma macrolepis, 2647 nucleotides. RefSeq names its product CTP synthase 1b (gene ctps1b). Gene Ontology annotation, molecular function: identical protein binding; CTP synthase activity. The transcript is spliced from 16 exons. Bases 220 to 2076 code for a protein of 618 amino acids. Gene Ontology annotation, biological process: pyrimidine nucleobase biosynthetic process; CTP biosynthetic process. The record is from RefSeq and is a predicted model, not a curated record. Lineage: Eukaryota; Metazoa; Chordata; Actinopteri; Cypriniformes; Cyprinidae. Gene Ontology annotation, cellular component: cytoophidium; cytoplasm.